Messenger RNA from Phycodurus eques (leafy seadragon), 2449 nucleotides. RefSeq names its product chloride intracellular channel 4 (gene clic4). The transcript is spliced from 6 exons. NCBI's taxonomy places the organism in Eukaryota, Metazoa, Chordata, Actinopteri, Syngnathiformes, Syngnathidae. Bases 387 to 1145 code for a protein of 252 amino acids. The record is from RefSeq and is a predicted model, not a curated record.
CGCUCCCAGCUGCCCAAACCCUCCCACAUUUUAGUAUUUUUGCGCUGCCGGUGACCUCACGAUUAAAAAAAAAAAUACAAAUAAAAGUUCAGUUCCUGGACGGUUUCUCGGCUUCUCUUUGCUUAACGGACAAGCUUCGCACUCCAGUGACGUCACUUCAGCUCUUGAAUCAUACUCGGCGACAUUGGGACGCGAACGUGUGGCCGACGCGUCGUUUGUAGCUCCACCAGCCGCGGCGGGCUCUCGGGCAGACAAAGCGCAGCGUGGACCUCAGUGCGAGGAAGGGGGUGUUGGUGGAGAACAGGACCGAUUUACGUUGGGCGUGGUAGACGAAAGGAAAAGUCGUCUUUGCUUCCAGCUAAAGUUAAAAGAAAGUAGCGGUAGCCAUGUCACUGUCGGUACCGCAAAACGGCGUAAAGGCGGACAACGAGCCUGUUAUCGAGCUGUUUGUCAAGGCAGGAAGCGAUGGGGAGAGCAUUGGAAACUGUCCCUUCUCCCAACGGCUCUUCAUGAUCCUGUGGCUUAAAGGCGUCGUCUUCAACGUCACGACCGUGGACCUCAAGAGGAAGCCUGCAGAUCUGCAGAACCUUGCCCCAGGUACCCAUCCUCCCUUUGUCACCUUCAAUGGCGAGGUCAAAACAGACGUCAACAAGAUCGAGGAGUUUCUUGAGGACGUCCUUUGCCCGCCCAAGUACCUCAAACUUGGCGCGAGACACCCGGAGUCAAACACAGCUGGUAUGGAUAUCUUUGCCAAGUUUUCAGCCUUCAUUAAGAACUCAAAACCAGAUGCAAAUGAAGCUCUGGAGCGCGGGCUGCUGAAGACCCUGCAGAAGCUGGAUGAAUAUCUCCGCUCACCUUUGCCUGAUGAGAUUGAUCACAACAGCAUGGAGGACGUGAAAGUUUCCACCCGCAAAUUCUUGGAUGGAGAACAAAUGACCCUGGCUGACUGCAAUUUGCUGCCAAAGCUGCAUAUUGUCAAGGUGGUGGCCAAGAAAUACCGAGGUUUUGACAUCCCCAAGGAGAUGACUGCCAUUUGGAAGUACCUGAACAACGCCUACACGCGUGAAGAGUUCACCAACACCUGCCCCAGUGACAAGGAGAUCGAGAUCGCAUACGCAGAUGUAGCCAAGAGGCUCGUCAAAUAAGCUCACGUCUCGAACCCUCCUCCCCCGGUACCGCUACACGCCCACUGCGCAGCACAUGGACUGAAGUGCUAACAUAUGAGAAAGAAUAACUCUACAUAUCUUCCCCCCUUUCCCAACUCCUCACCCAGCAAAUGUCUCAGUUUAACAUGAAUCGCUUUUGUUUUUUUGGUUUUCUGAGGAAUUGUGAGGCACUAGCACAGUGAAGCAGCCAGCCCAUUGUUAUCAGUGCUUACUGAAUUCAGGAUCCCGUUCACGCUUUGAUAAGUGACCUUCAAAGUGACCUUCUCUCUGCAUGCAGAGGAAAGGCACUGUUUGUUUGUUUGGUUGCAAAACCAUCAUAAAAUGAACUCUGAGAAGCAUUUUUUCCAGUCUUUUGGCUUGUGAACAGUGUUUAGUCUUUCAGUGUUUUUGACACUAAUCCAAACCUGUGUGAUCUAAUUGAUCUGCUAAAUCGGGUCUUAUAAUUCCAGGUAGAGAGAGCUGGUAUCCAAAUAGGUGAAUUAUUAUUUUUUUUAAUCUCUGCAGGCAAAACCUCUCAGGAACAGUAAGAACCUGAGGGCUAACGUUUCCAUGCAGAUAUGUAGCUUACAAAUAGAUGUCCACUCAUGCCUUGUAUGAUUCACCACAUUGCCACAUACAGAAAAUGUCCACCGAAACAGCAACACCAAAAAGCACUCCGUUAGCAGGUUUCUGAAACAAAGCGUUUGGCUGGAGUAGCAGUGCAGCUGACAGAAAAGGGGCACAUUAUUCUUUUCCAGCUGUGGAAGAUGGCUCCCGUCAUGCAAACAAGUGAAGUAGAAAACAUGUAAAGACGCCAACCUGCGGUCAAGGUGACAAACUAUUUAUGAUGCAAAACGAAUCAAUCAGAAUGGCAUCAAAACAUCUUCAGUCAGUUUAUUAAUCUUGAAGUAGUGAAUGUAUUGAUGAUCACAGUAGCUCAAAAAGUGCUUUAGCGUAUAGUACGGAAAAGCAAAACAUGAUUUUCUCCCACAGUUUCCACAUUUUUGUUAGGAGACAAAUUUGCUUAAAGGAAUUGUAAAUAUUGUUUGAUUGCUCAAGUUUCACUAUGUACAUUUUAUACAUUACAUGGUCACAUUUUGAAGAAACCGACCCAUUCCUGCCCACUCAGAUUUGCAUUUUAGAUCAGCUUUCAUUUCUUUGCCUUACUUGUUGUCUUUGCAGAGUAAUUUUAAUUCAAUGUCUGCCGUUGCAUCAAGGUAUCAAAGUUGUGCUCUGUUUUGUUUUUAUUUUGUUUUUUCCAUUACCAAAUUUAAAUAAACUUAUUGGCAGUGUUUGAUAUGUGC